AUGGAACCCCAGAAGCUGCUGAUAAUUGGAUUUCUCUUGUUGGAGACAGUAGCUUCCUCUCCUUCGCCUUUGUCUGCCUUGGGAAUACAAGAAAAAACAGGAUCGAAACCACGCUCAGGGAGUAAUCACAGGUCCUGGCUGAACAACUUCAGGGAUUACUUACGGCAACUUAUCAAGAGUGCCUUAUCUCCAGCAGCCAUUGUUGCUUUUCUUCGCACCUCAGCACUGAUUGGGAUCCUCUGCUGCUUCACCAUUCUUGUAGUUGAUCCAGUCCAGUGAAGAACUAGAAGAUUCAAUAGGGCAAGUGUGGUCUCUCCGGUUGGACUCCAAAAGAGUGGGGCAUUUGCUAUCUGCUUAAAAUGAGGAAUUAUCUAUCAGUUAAAAUUAAAUUGUCUUCCAACUUAAA
Symphalangus syndactylus (siamang) is the source of this 406-nucleotide messenger RNA. It is a transcript of the gene SMIM9, whose product is annotated as small integral membrane protein 9. NCBI's taxonomy places the organism in Eukaryota, Metazoa, Chordata, Mammalia, Primates, Hylobatidae. The record is from RefSeq and is a predicted model, not a curated record.